Macrosteles quadrilineatus (aster leafhopper) is the source of this 1978-nucleotide messenger RNA. Its product is annotated as facilitated trehalose transporter Tret1-2 homolog. The transcript is spliced from 5 exons. The record is from RefSeq and is a predicted model, not a curated record. Lineage: Eukaryota; Metazoa; Arthropoda; Insecta; Hemiptera; Cicadellidae. Gene Ontology annotation, molecular function: sugar transmembrane transporter activity. Gene Ontology annotation, cellular component: membrane. The coding region runs from base 208 to 1698 and encodes 496 amino acids. Gene Ontology annotation, biological process: carbohydrate transport; transmembrane transport.
UGUGUCAUGGAUAGUCUGAUCAAACACCUGAUCUACAGUAAGACUGUACAGAACAACGCAAAUCAGGUGAGGUACUGUAGCGGUGGCAGAGUAGUGUCAGUGUCAGAUGUGUCAUGGAUAGUCUGAUCAAACAACUGAUCUACAGUAAUACUGUGCAAAACGCCGCAAAUCAGGUUGGAACUCAGCUGUGGAUGUUAUCUAGGAUCGAUGUCGGAAGACAACAAUCUUGCCCUCAAGAAUCAACUGAUGUUGACCAUGACCGCGUCCCUCGGAUACCUGACCAUCGGUCUCAUCAGAGGCUGGUCCUCCACUGCCAUGCCUUCCAUCAAGCUUUACAGCCCACAUCUCGUACCCUCUGACUAUGUCGGCUCUUGGGUUUCUGCUAUACCACCCCUUGGUGCGUUCAUGGGAAGUCUUCUGACUGGGCCGUUCUUGCAGAAGUUUGGUCGUAAGAAGACAAUGCUAAUCGCUGCACCCAUCUUCGCUGUGUCAUGGGUGCUGAUAGGAACAGCUGUCAACACGGCCAUGCUGAUAGUAGGUCGUCUACUGACUGGCAUGUGUGCGGGCAUCAUAACUCCUGCAGCUCAAGUCUAUGUCAGUGAGUGUGCUCACCCUGAGAUCCGAGGUGUGCUGGGGUCUUUGCCUGCAUUGUUCAUGGCAACAGGUGUUCUCAUAUCGUAUAUCAUCGGCACAUGGCUGCCCUGGGACCACCUCGCUCUCGUCUCCGCCAUAUUCCCUACUGCAAUGCUAGUGUUCCUGAUUCCACUUCCAGAGUCACCCUGUUGGCUACGCUCUCGCGGGCGCAAAGAAGAAGCUGAAAGAUCAGCCAAUUGGCUGCGUCAUCAAAAAGUAGUUAACGUAGAGCUAUAUACGAUCCGUAAUCCAGAGACUAACGGUGCAGAGACUCCCACAGCUAUAGCAGAAGUAGAUAGGAAACAAGAAAUGACAACUGGUUCUGCAAAAUCUAUAGCGAAAGGGGCGUACUCUGCUGAAGCAUUACUACGAAGACCGGUGAUAAUCCCGUUUGGGCUUGUUACGGGUGUUCUUAUUUUUCAACAAGUCAGUGGAAUAGACACAGUGUUAUUUUACACGGUAGAAAUAUUCAAUGCUAGUGGAUCUUUUGUUAACGACUACCUCGCCACAAUUUUAGUUGGGCUGGUACAGGUUUUAGCGACUUUAGCUUCUCUGUUUGUUAUUGAUAGUUAUGGGCGGAAACCUUUGUUGAUAUUUUCUGGAGCGUUCAUGUCUGUUGCUAUGGCAGCCCUCGGAUACUACUUUUACGCUCACGAACACGGGCUUCCUAUAGCAAAGAGUCUAGGUCUCUUGCCCGUCAUAUCCCUCAUGGUCUUUAUUGCUGCAUUCGCUCUAGGAUAUUGUAACGUACCUUUCUUGCUGAUGGGCGAGCUUCUCCCAGUGGCACAGAGAAGUAUCCUGAGCUCCGUCGCGAGUGCGAUGAAUCUCGGUUCCAUGUUUCUGAUCAUAAAGUCCUAUCACGAUUUAAAGUACUGGAUAGGGGACCAUGGUGUGUUCUUUAGCUACGCUGUUUUGUGUAUUGUGAGUUGUGUGUUUGUAACAAUUUUGUUGCCAGAAACGAAGGGCAAGUCCUUGGAAGAAAUCGAAUGUUAUUUUGAAGACAAAUCACAAAAACUGAAAGAAAAGAAAGUCCAAAGGAAAAGUGAGACGUCGAAUGAGCAGUAAAAUUCAUUUUCCUCAAAUAUUGUGUAUGUAGUUACCCAGACUUGAGAUAUACUCCAUAUUAGUUCCUAAUAUUGUUAUUAUUAGUCAGUGUAUAUAUCGUGUUUUUAAAUUAAGGUCGAUGUUAUGUACAAUGACAAAAGUUAAUGUAUAUACAUCAAUCUAUUAUUUAACUAGUUUAUUCAUGUUAUGCUUAAGAUUACUUACCAGUAACAAGAAACUGUGAUAUUAUAUUAAUUAAAUUGUAUGUACAAAAAUAAAUUUUAAAUUAUUUUACCUAAAA